AUGGGACGUUCUUCUUCCGGUGGUGGAAAAGGACGUGUGACUCCUCAGAAAGUCAAGAUCAAUUUGAGUUCAACAGUUGUGAAACAUCUAUUUUCAACAAAAGAUGAAAACGAUGGAAAGGCAAGAUUGUCGUACAAAGAUGCCGAAGAAAGAGUGAUUGACUACAUCCAAGCUUCUGGAAUGAAAUGCUCCGAAGACAUGGUGAAAUCAAUUCGAGAUGGAAAGUCAAUUGACUUUGAUUCAAUUGCACCAAAGUUGGAUGCUCCAGUUCAAACGGAAGUUGUUGUAAGGGAAACAGAGAUGACUCAAAACAAGAUUCUCUAUUCUGCAAAACUAACCAAUCAUAUGAACAGAGCAGCGUAUUUCAAAACGAACAAGCGAACUGUUAAGUCAAACAUCAUGCUUAAGUUUGUGACAAAAGAGAUGGAUAUCAAGCUUUGA
Cylindrotheca closterium is the source of this 441-nucleotide messenger RNA. The record is from the annotation of a GenBank genome assembly. Lineage: Eukaryota; Bacillariophyta; Bacillariophyceae; Bacillariales; Bacillariaceae.